AUGGACCUCGAGCAACUCCUAGCCACCGUGCCCAGCGAUCUCGAGCUCGCCGUUCUACUUGGUCUGAUCGCACGGCAGCCAUGCCUCAUCUAUGGGAAUGACGACUCCAUCAACAACCUCGCCUCCGAACUCGCCCUGAUCGUUUCCGACAAGUUCAAACUAUCCUACGCUGUCCUCGAGCCAUCAGACCUGCAGUCCGUCGACACCUUCGUGGAAGCCAUACUCGACGACACCCAUCACUUCGCGGACGACGCUGACUUCGACAACAGCGACAGCGAGGCCGCAGCAACCACCCUCAGAUCCCGUAUCGCCAACGUCAGCUUCCGUGGUGGCGCCUGCAGCCACGUCGAGCAGCAAACCCUGGACAACCGGAUGGUCGUGAACGUCAUCAUCGCGAAGAACUUCAACUACGCCAGCCACGACGUUCAGAUCCAAGUCAUGGACUUGAUCAGAAAACAUCGCGUCUUCAGCAAGACGACUGUUCACCCCGUGCCGAAGCUGUUCCUGUUCCUGCCCAUCGUUUCCAUUUCAACAAUGCACGUCCGCAUCAACGGCCAACUCAACGAUCGGAUCUUCAUCAGCCACCGACACAAGCCAGAGGAUGGUUUCCCGAACGUGGAGGACAUGGAGAUGGACGAUCCCUUCCGCAGUGCGUCGUUGUCGAGGUCUCGCUCGUCUACCCAACACCACAUUGGCAAAGACUCACUCGACCGUCUGGCUGAGCUCGGCAAGCAAGUCACCAUCACGCCAGAAGUACGACGCCACCUGCAAGACAUUGUUGUGUUCCUCCGAAUGGAGCGCGGCGUCGAUAGCGGCAUCACGCCCUACAGCAAUGUCUGCUUCGUGGAUCUAGCAAAGUACCUCGCACCACUGCACGGCAUCGAUUACGUCACGCCGUCUCUGCUGGAACUCGCUGCGAAGAAGGUCUUCCCACAUCGGCUGAUAGUAGCGGAGCCGGAGCGAGAGCGCAGCACGCAGUUCGGCAGCGAUAUUGGUGCGGUGAGGCAGUAUAUGAGGGGUUUGGAGCCGGAGCAUGUGAUUGAUGCUGUGCUUGCAAAAGUGCCGAAUCCCAGAUAA
This is a messenger RNA of Cyphellophora attinorum, 1077 nucleotides long. RefSeq lists its product as uncharacterized. Bases 1 to 1077 code for a protein of 358 amino acids. Lineage: Eukaryota; Fungi; Ascomycota; Eurotiomycetes; Chaetothyriales; Cyphellophoraceae. The transcript has a single exon. The record is from RefSeq and is a predicted model, not a curated record.